AUGGCCCCAGUUCAGGAAGCACCAGAGUUGCAACAGCACUUCAGCAAGGAGUUCCUGGAGCAAACGCUCCAGCCAAACAUUCGGGCAGCAGCAGUCGUCCCUCUUUUCCUUGCGGUUGCAGCCGUCCUCGCGAGACUCUGGUGUCGAUGGAAGAGGAAGGCUGGAUACAAGCUCGAUGAUUUCCUGAUCGUGCUGUCAUUGCUCGCGUGUAUCGUCGUAGUCAUCAAUGACUUGAUCAUGGUUAAUCAUGGCCUGGGCAGACAUAUCUAUGUCCUCGGACCAGAAGCCAAUCACUAUCUUCAUCUUUGCUGGUUUAUCGCAGAAUUCUCCUACACGGUCGCCAUUGUGGCGGUCAAGCUCUCAAUCCUGGCGCUAUACUACAGGACCUUUGCACCUCUUAACAUCAAAUGGGAAGUUGUGAUCAUGACGGUUUUUACUGUGCUCUGGGGAUCGUCGGUGUUUAUUUGCAUGAUGCUGCACUGCAUCCCGCUGCGAAAGUAUUGGGAUCCAGAUGUGCCCGGAGUGUGCAAUCUUGAUAACCAGAAGUACCUUUUCGCCAUAUCGAUACCGAACAUCCUCAUUGAUGUGAUCCUGCUUGGAAUGCCUGUCCGCUAUGUCCUGAUGUUGGAGAUGGGGCGGCGACAGAAGCAGACUAUCGCAGGACUGUUCCUGUUUGGAGGCUUCGUUUGCGUUGCAUCGAUCAUGCGCUUAAUCAGUGUCUCGCUGCAAGACGACACAAGUCCAAUUACCACGUGGGUCCCCGUCAAUCAGGCAAUUUGGGCCACAGUGGAGAUCCUUACGGCCAUCAUCAGCGCUUGCUUGCCUUGCCUCGGACCGAUACUUUCGCAUCUCUGGCCUUCCGCAUUCUCCAAUGAUCGUGCUCCGUCCGUCACGCGUCUCCGUCAAUGGACGUACGGCAGUGAGCCUCGCAGGAGCAAGAAGAAUUCCACCAAUAACACAUUGGGCGCCUUCACGGAUACUCUGCUUUUGACUCGGACGGAAGAUACUCUUGUUGCUGAUGGAACAAGGACGACCACAAUUGACCACGCCGAUGACAAGAUCAAGGUCAAGAACGAGUGGAAUGUUCAGACUGUUCGAGCAGACUCAAUGAGUUCCCAGCAUAAGGCGAGUUGGGAUAAUUUAUAG
This is a messenger RNA of Cercospora beticola, 1146 nucleotides long. RefSeq lists its product as uncharacterized. The record is from RefSeq and is a predicted model, not a curated record. NCBI's taxonomy places the organism in Eukaryota, Fungi, Ascomycota, Dothideomycetes, Mycosphaerellales, Mycosphaerellaceae.